This is a messenger RNA of Solanum lycopersicum (tomato), 1721 nucleotides long. RefSeq names its product polyadenylate-binding protein RBP47B'. The record is from RefSeq and is a predicted model, not a curated record. Gene Ontology annotation, cellular component: cytosol. NCBI's taxonomy places the organism in Eukaryota, Viridiplantae, Streptophyta, Magnoliopsida, Solanales, Solanaceae. Gene Ontology annotation, molecular function: mRNA binding.
UGAAUUUGUUAAACCCAGCGAAAACACAAAGCCAAAGAUGAACAGCCAGCAGCCAUACCACCAGCCGGCUACUCUAGAAGAAGUGCGUACCCUUUGGAUUGGGGAUUUACCAUACUGGGCUGACGAGUCCUAUCUCCAUAGCUGGUUUGCUCACACUGCUGAGGUGCUCUCAAUAAAAGUUAUCCGCAACAAAAUCACUGGCCAACCUGAGGGCUAUGGAUUUGUGGAAUUUGGUGCACAUGCAGUUGCUGAGCGGAUUUUGCAGUCGUAUAAUGGAACUCAAAUACCGGGGACAGAGCUAACUUUUAGGUUAAAUUGGGCAUCAUUUGGGAUUGGAGAGCGUCGUGAUGCUGGGCCAGAGCAUUCUAUAUUUGUUGGAGAUCUAGCUCCUGAUGUAACAGAUUAUCUAUUGCAAGAGACUUUUCGUACUCACUACCCGUCAGUUAGAGGAGCGAAGGUUGUUACUGAUCCGAAUACUGGCCGCACAAAGGGAUAUGGUUUUGUUAAAUUUGCUGAUGAGACAGAACGAAACCGUGCCAUGUCGGAAAUGAAUGGGAUGUAUUGCUCAACUAGGCCGAUGCGCAUCAGUGCAGCAACACCAAAAAAGUCGAAUACUAUCCAACAACAAUAUGCAGUAGCAAAAGCAGUAUAUCCCCCUGCCGUUUAUACUCCAACAGUGCAGACUAUCCCUGUAGAUAAUGACUUGACUAAUACAACAGUUUAUGUUGGUAAUCUGGAUCCUAACUUAACUGAAGAGGAACUGAGACAAGUAUUUUUGCAAUUUGGUGAAAUUGUUUAUGUUAAGAUUCCUGCUGCCAAGGGCUGUGGUUUUGUGCAGUUUUCGGCGAGGCCAUCUGCUGAAGAAGCAAUCCAGAGAAUGCAGGGUGCUGUGGUUGGUCAACAAAUUGUUCGUGUUUCAUGGGGUAGGAGUCCGACAGCUAAGCAGGACGCUGGUCUAUGGGGUCAGCCUGCUGAUCCGAGUCAAUGGAAUGCUUAUUAUGGCUAUGGACAAGGUUAUGAUGCCUAUGCUUAUGGAGCCACCCAGGAUCCUUCACUAUAUGCAUAUGGUGCAUAUGCUGGUUAUACGCAAUACCCUCAACAGGCUGAAGGUGCUCAGGACUUGGCUUCCAUGACUGGUGCUCCUCCAAUUAUUGAACAAAGAGAAGAGCAGCAUGAUCCUUUGGCUGUGCCAGACGUUGACCGGCUAAAUAAUGCUUACCUUUCUGUCCAUGCAAGCACAAUCUUGGGCCGGCCAUUGUGGCAGAGGACAUCAUCGUUUUCGCAAGUAUAGAGUUCACCGUUACAGAGAUACUGUACCUGUUUGAAUUAAGUUCUUGUGGUGUAUGUUUAUUGGAAACAAAGACUUGGCCAGCCUUCAAAAUGCAUGCUGCAUUUCAGUCUAACAUGCUUAUGCUACUUUCUGAAUUGUUCCUUCAAAAUUUCCCUUUUUUAUUUCUUCUUAUUUCCAGUGUAAUUAUAGCCUUGGGGAGUUGGGUGUCUUUCAGUUAUCACUAGCCAUAGGCUAUCUUGCCUUCAGCACUCUACUUUUCUCAACAGCCAAGAGAUGUCUAUAUUUGUAUGCCUGUGGAUGACCAAUUAACAUGGAGGAGAUGUGGAAGAGUGUAUUUUAUGCAAAAUGAGAUGCAUACAAAUGUACAAUCGUUGUCCUAUGAUCAUUUACUAUAGAUAACAAGUAUCUUAUGGCAAAAAUAUUAUAGAUA